AAAAGACAAAAAUAAACAGAGGUUUGACGGUUAGGGGAGACCGAAUAUUGGGGAGUCGGCGCUGAUUAACCGACGGCUCUAAAACAACACAAAGAAUGUGAACGGAAAAUAAAUCCCUAACCCUAACCCUAGAAAGCAAUAUAUUAAUACUCCCUCUCUUGCCCUCUCUCCCUGUGCUCUCCAGUUUCGGACCUAAUCUCGCUUCCCUUUCGUCUUUCUUUCUUUCUCUUUUCUCCUCUUCUGGAGGGCUCCUUCAAAACCAUUUUCAACGAUUCAAGCACCGAUUUUUGUGAAUGGUGGAAAUCUUGAGCACUAGCACUUUCAUGCGCUCCCUUUUGCAUUCAAGGGCGAGCGCUUCUUUUGCUCUCUCUUUCGCUUUCGGAUCUUGCAAGGAAGGCUGGUACUACCGCUGCAUCGGCCUGGACCCCUGAAUCUCUCCGACCCUCUGUCCCCAGCUUUUGAGAUUUGUUUUCUUUUGCUGUGUUAUUCCUUGUUCUCCAACCCGACCUCCGUAGCCAUUCCGCACCCAUUCAUAUCUCUCUCGAUUCUUGAAGAUUUUCUUUUGGGUCAUUUACGAUUUUGUUUUUGUCUUUCGGGUUUGUGACAAUGUUGUUGUACAAGCCGAAGAAGAAUCAGAACGCCAAGGGCAACAGGCUCUUGAUUAGUAUCACUGUGCUGGGUAGCGCCGGUCCGAUCCGUUUCGUGGUUAAUGAGCACGAGCUUGUCGGCUCGGUGAUCGACACCGCCCUCAAAUCCUACGCCCGGGAGGGUCGGCUUCCGGUUCUUGGAACGAAUCUCGAUAAUUUCUUUCUCUACUGCCCGAAUGCUGGACCAGAUGCUUUGAGUCCUUGGGACACAAUUGGAUCUCAAGGAGCUCGGAAUUUCAUGCUGUGCAAGAAGCCCCAGCCGGUGAAAAUUGCAGACGAUGGAAGUUCGAUUCCUGCAAUAGCUCGUAAGGGGAAUGGGAGUUGGAGGGCAUGGAUCAAUAAGUCUCUCAAUCUUAAGAUUUCUUCCCAUUAAUUCGUUGUUUUUGUCAGUUUUUCUUUUCUUGGUCAUUUGAGUUAUGAUCUGAAUAAAUUGUGUCAAUGCUAGAUGGUCAGACUAAAUUGUGGUUUUUUCUUUCUUGUUUGUGUUGGAGAACCUUGCAAUAGUCUUACAAAUAAAAGUGCUCGAACUCUAUGUUAUCAACUA
Carya illinoinensis is the source of this 1191-nucleotide messenger RNA. RefSeq lists its product as uncharacterized. NCBI's taxonomy places the organism in Eukaryota, Viridiplantae, Streptophyta, Magnoliopsida, Fagales, Juglandaceae. The coding region runs from base 607 to 1020 and encodes 137 amino acids. The transcript is spliced from 2 exons. The record is from RefSeq and is a predicted model, not a curated record.